Hypomesus transpacificus is the source of this 3508-nucleotide messenger RNA. RefSeq names its product septin 4b (gene septin4b). Gene Ontology annotation, cellular component: septin complex; microtubule cytoskeleton; cell division site. Gene Ontology annotation, biological process: cytoskeleton-dependent cytokinesis; regulation of exocytosis. The transcript is spliced from 13 exons. The coding region runs from base 126 to 1622 and encodes 498 amino acids. The record is from RefSeq and is a predicted model, not a curated record. Lineage: Eukaryota; Metazoa; Chordata; Actinopteri; Osmeriformes; Osmeridae. Gene Ontology annotation, molecular function: GTP binding; molecular adaptor activity; GTPase activity.
GGCUCGUGGGGAGGGCUUGAAACAUUGGUUCCACAGAGGUAGAAUUCCAGGCUGUCUGUAAAGGUUACCACAGGCAAGGUACUACAAGAAGGCAGAUUGCAGAGUGCACUGUAGCACCAGUGGCAAUGGAGGACAGUGACCACGAGGUUAACUCAUCUUCAGACGAGCAGUACUCCGCCCCACCGUCCCCUGACCACACCAGGGACCAUGAAGCCGAGCAGCACUCAAGCCACUCCGAAGACUCAGAGCUGGAGAACAUCCUCCAAGACCCCCACCAGAACGGGGGCCAUGGCCACCCCCAUCCCGGCCACGAGCACCAAGUGGACCGGGAGGCGGAAGGGGAAGACCACCCCCAUACGCCGGGGACGCCCACCUUCUUGCGGCCACCCACGGCUGGCAGGGCACAGCCAGAACCAGGUGUAGAGUCCAGACUGCAGCUGGGCGGUCUGGACUAUGACCUGUCUUCCCCUAUCAGCCCUACAAGGCCUAAGAGCCCCUGGGGCCGCUUUGACCCGUACGACACGUCCGAGGACCAAGACAAGGAGUAUGUAGGAUUUGCCACACUUCCAAAUCAGGUGCACCGUAAAUCUGUCAAAAAGGGCUUUGACUUCACCCUCAUGGUUGCAGGAGAGUCUGGUCUGGGAAAGUCCACCCUCGUCAAUAGCCUCUUCCUCACAGACCUCUACAAGGACAGGAAGCUUCUCAAUGCUGAAGAACGGAUCACUCAGACUGUUGAGAUCACCAAGCACACAGUGGACAUUGAGGAGAAAGGUGUCAAGCUCAAGCUUACGAUUGUGGACACCCCAGGUUUUGGAGAUGCUGUCAACAACACUGAAUGCUGGAAGUCGGUGGCGGACUACAUCGACCAGCAGUUUGAGCAGUACUUCAGGGACGAGAGCGGCCUCAACCGCAAGAACAUCCAGGACAACCGUGUGCACUGCUGCCUCUACUUUAUCUCCCCGUUCGGCCAUGGUCUCAGACCUCUGGAUGUGGAGUUCAUGAAAGCCCUGCAUGAGAAAGUCAACAUUGUGCCUAUACUGGCAAAGGCAGACACACUCACCCCUACUGAGGUCAAGAAAAAGAAAAUGAAGAUCCGAGAAGAGAUAGAACAGUAUGGGAUCAAGAUCUACCAGUUCCCUGACUGUGACUCGGAUGAGGAUGAGGACUUCAAGCAGCAGGAUCAGGAACUGAAGGACAGCAUCCCAUUUGCUGUGAUUGGCAGCAACACCGUGGUGGAGGCCAAGGGAAAGAGAGUGAGGGGGCGUCUCUACCCAUGGGGCAUAGUGGAAGUGGAAAACUCUGCACACUGUGACUUUGUCAAGCUGAGGAAUAUGCUGGUGAGGACACACAUGCAGGACCUGAAGGAUGUGACACGGGAGACCCACUAUGAGAACUACAGAGCCCAGUGUAUUCAGAGCAUGACCCGGAUGGUGGUGAAGGAGCGCAACCGCAAUAAGCUAACCAGGGAGAGUGGAACAGACUUCCCCAUCCCUGUGGUACCGAGUGUGGCGGACACAGACACAGAGAAGCUGAUCCGAGAGAAAGACGAAGAGUUACGGCGAAUGCAAGAGAUGCUUCAGAAGAUCCAGGAACAGAUGCACACUCAGAAAGAGGCCUAUUAACCCAGGUCACUAGAACCCCCAUCCCUAUGUAAAUGUCUCCUUUUUCAAAUAACUGGGAAGAACAAUCCCAUAGUCCCCCUCAAUUCCAAUUCAGAAACAUUGUAUUCCCUGCCUGCAAUAGACCUUCACUUCACAGUUGUCAUUAAUCUUUACUAUUAGAUGUUAGAGGCACAAACUAUCACAAGAGGCUAGUAUAAAAUGAAAAUGUGCUGCGUCCAAAACAUAGUAAUUCUACUGUCUCUUCACUUGUUCAAGAAAACUACUGCCAAGGCAGGAGAGCACAACACCAUUAGCUAACAACUUCCUGAAGCUACAAAAGAAGAAAUGUUUGCAAUUUAUGUAAUUUUGAGUUUUGAAACUUUUGAUAACACUACGUUGACACGCCUCCAUGUCAUCGUUUUUCAGAAUGGACAUUUUUUAUCUGUGUGUCAGAUACGUUUUGACUUCAUAUUUCUUUAACAGUAUCAUGUGGGGUACACUUUAGGCAAGAAAAUGACGUGCUGUUGAUUGACAGUAGACACAUAUUUUCAGUUUGGUGUCUGAAGCACAGUUUCCGCUUUCGAGUGUUUUAUUUUUGAAAGUUGAUACUAUUGAUGAAUUUACAGAUUAAAUGUAUUUUUUUUCUUUACUAUUAUGUUAGGUUUUUAAACAUUUUUGUUACAGGAUCACGUAAUUGCUCUUAUUUGUAUUAUCGCACAGAAAACUGAAAAAUUCCUCAUCUUAGUUAGUUGAACGUAUGCAAGGUUUUACUCUCUCAAGAAUCGUUUCUGUAUGAUGGGAUCUUUUUUUGUUGUUGUGUAAAAGGUAAAAAAAAAAAAGAAGAAGAUACCGAAUUAACUUUUCAGUAUGCUCUUUGAUUAUUCCAUCAUAAACUGCUUGAUAGGAGAGUUGUUUUGGAAAAAUUACCCAGUUCUGUUCAAGAAUUUUCUCAACAGGUUAUUCAUGUAUUUACCUGAAGCCACGUACUCUUCUGAGAAGAAUCUCAAGAGGUAGAGGUAAACAAUCUUAUUUGUAUAUAUGUAUCAGUAUACAUGUAUAAAUAUAACAGAAGUUUUAUAUCCCGAUGGUAGACUGCGACUAUGAUGAGACCCCUAAUUUUGCCUGUGGCCAGUUGGUAGAUGAGAACCGGGCAGUUUUAAUAAGCUUGCCUAUUGUUGUGAAAGUAAGUUCUUGAAUACCUUCUUGCUUCUCGAUGGUGGUGAUGACAUUAGUGGACACAAAGAUAUACCCUCAUAAACAUGAACCUGUGAGAAGCUUAUAUCCUCAUAUUUUGCAUAAUAUGCAUUCAUCUAAGGGAAGAAAAGAGGCUCAUGUGCUGAAAGCAAACAUGUAAUUUUAAUUUUCCCUCAAUUUUAAGUUAAAGUUCACCCUUUAACUUAGGCUUGUAUCAGUUUUUGGUGGUGUGGAGUUUCCUAUUAAUACAAACUAUUUUGAAGUAAAAGGGUAUAUUGAUGUCAAGAUAAUAAUUUAAAAGGUUGAGCUACAAGUAACAUUUUUCAAUAUCACUUAAAACCACUACAAUAAGUUUACAUUUCUUGAAAGGAUAUUUGAAAUAUUGUUUCCCAUUUUGAAUGCAUAAAUGUUCUCUCCACAGAGCACUGUCUUCUGUUUAUUAUUUGCAUGCUUGAUGUUUCCCUCAAAGCGUUUGCCAAAUUCUCAGCCUGAUUUGAGUACUCAUUUGAUCUUUUUUGAGUCUCAAAGGGACUGUUCAAUUCUGAAUGAAAGGGGGUGUUUUUGUGUUUUAUUUGAUAAAAAAAGACUUCUUUUUGUUGACAAACUACUUUUGAAUAUAUUUAUGUAAUAAAUAACUUUAUAAAUUCAUAGGAGAGAUCGAUUGAGUUGGAUGAGUUGUGAUACAAUAAUAAAAAAUUGAAUAUGUAUAGAAA